AAAAAGGUUCAAUUUUAAUUUUCCUAAUUAAUUAUUUAUUUUUUCAUCUCUUUUUGAUUAAUUAACUUCAAAGCUAUUAAUUAAAUGAUCAACUGUUUGCUCUUUGUUUUUAUCUAAAGUAAUAUGUUCGUUUAAGCCUUUUUGUUCCAAUCAACAAGCAACAUUACAAUUCUAUUCUUGUUUAAUACAAAAUCUUCUUUUCCUUGUGUUUUCUAUUCUUUUUUCGUCCAAAUUUUUAAAUCUCUUUCUGUUUUUCGCUCUCUUCGUCCGAUGUGAACAUUUCGAAACCAGUGCCUAAAAUUAAACUCAUUCUAAAAACUUCAUUCAUUUCCAUAUUUAUGGUUUUGAAUUGAUCUACAAAUUAAGAGAGUUAUUUUGAAUAAUCAUAUCAUAAAUGGUUGGCUACGAUCCGAAACGCAGCUCACAAUUCACCAGCUUGGAUUAUACUUUGGCUGGUGCGAUUUCGGGAUUUAUUACCCGAGCUUUAUUUCAACCUUUCGAUGUGGUAAAGAUUAGAUUCCAAUUGCAAGUUGAACCAAUUUCAAGCAAAGCAGCAAACUCAAAGUACAAAAGUAUAAGUCAAUGUGUCCAAAGUAUCGUCCGUGAGGAAGGAAUCAGAUCACUUUGGAAAGGUCAUGUGCCUGCUCAAUAUUUAUCAAUAGUCUGGGGAGCUCAAUUUUGGAGCUAUGAACUUGCAACCAAAGCCGUUUACUCAUCGGAAUCAUUUGCCAUGACUGAUAAAUUUUGGAUAAAUUUUGGCUGUGGAGCUUUUGCCGGUGGUGUGGCUUCUGCAGCUUCCUUACCUUUCGAUGUAAUCAGAACUCAUCUUGUCGCUCAAGGACAGAACAAAGUCAUUCAAAAUUUUCGAUCUUCUUUCUCUUUUAUCUACUCAUUCAAUGGACUACGGACUUUCUACCGAGGACUCACACCAUCGUUAAUACAAAUUCUACCUCACACCGGAUUCCAAUUUGCCUUUAAUCGACUUGCCAAUCAUAUUUGGUGCUCAUUUAUACCUUCAUCCACCGUCAACUCACCCACUGCCAUUCAAAGUUUCCUCUGUGGUGGUGCAGCCGGUACCAUAGCUAAAUGUCUAAUCUAUCCACUUGAUCUGGUCAAAAAGCGUCUCCAAAUUCAAGGUUUCAGUCAACUUCGUCAGAAUUUUGGAGUCACUCCUUCAUACAAGGGUUUCUUUAAUUGUUUCAUUGUGAUCGUCAAAACUGAAUCGCUCAUUGGCCUAUUCAAAGGUCUAACUCCAAGCCUCGCAAAAGCCUUUGUAACAACAGCCUCACAUUUCCUAUUUUACGAUCAAAGUCUAAAAGCCAUAUUACUAUUUAAAUCAUAUUAAUACUUGAAUAGUUUAUUUAUCUUUCACAAUUUAAAUUAUUAAUAAGAAGUCAACUUCCACCAUCAACUUAAUGAGAUUAAUCUAAAUACUUUCACUUGUAAACAUUUCUAAUUGUUAAAAUUUUAACCAUUAAACACUUUUUAAUCAAACUUUUAAACAAA
This is a messenger RNA of Panonychus citri (citrus red mite), 1506 nucleotides long. Its product is annotated as mitochondrial thiamine pyrophosphate carrier-like. Gene Ontology annotation, molecular function: thiamine transmembrane transporter activity. Gene Ontology annotation, cellular component: mitochondrial inner membrane. The record is from RefSeq and is a predicted model, not a curated record. Gene Ontology annotation, biological process: thiamine pyrophosphate transmembrane transport. Lineage: Eukaryota; Metazoa; Arthropoda; Arachnida; Trombidiformes; Tetranychidae.